Molecule: messenger RNA, 762 nt
Organism: Panicum virgatum (switchgrass)
Lineage: Eukaryota; Viridiplantae; Streptophyta; Magnoliopsida; Poales; Poaceae
Product: secreted RxLR effector protein 161-like
Exons: 1
Coding region: 1-762 (253 amino acids)
Source: RefSeq, a predicted model, not a curated record
AUGGCGGGCUGCAACCCCGCCCACAUGCUGAUGGAGGAGAAGCUCAAGCUCAGCCGUGACAGUGAAGCAGAGGAGGUCGAUACGACUCACUAUCGUCGGCUGGUGGGCAGUCUCCGCUAUCUGGUCCAUACCCGGCCCGACCUGGCGUUCGCGGUCGGGUAUGUGAGCCGAUUCAUGGAGCGGCCGACGGUGGAGCACCUGCAAGCCAUCAAGCGCGUCCUCCGCUACGUGGCUGGGACGCUAGACUGUGGUCUGCACUACAAGCGUGCCUCCGAUGCGAUGCGCUACAUCGGCUACUGCGACAGCGACCUCGCCGGCGACGUCGACACAAGCAAGAGCACCAGUGGGACGAUGUUCUUCCUCGGUGAUUGCUUGGUCUACUGGCAAUUGACCAAGCAAAAGGUGGUUGCACUGUCGAGCUAUGAAGCAGAAUACAUCGCCGCCGCUUCAGCUGCCACACAAGGGCUGUGGCUGUCCAGGCUGCUCGAGGAGCUGCUGGGCAGCAAGGUGGAUGUGGUGGAGCUCAAGAUGGACAGCAAGUCUGCCUUAGCCCUGACCAAGAAUCCAGUCUUCCAUGGCAGGAGCAAGCACAUCCGGAUCAAGUACCACUUCAUCAGGGAUUGCCUGGAAGAAGGGAGCAUCAAGGCCGACCACAUAUCCACUACUGAUCAGCUGGCCGACAUUGUUACCAAGUCUCUAGGCAAGACCAAGUUCCAGGAGAUGAGGAAGAAGAUCGGGCUGAAGCAGAUCACUCAGCACUAG